GAAGACGUUCCUCCGCCGGCUGUUAUAAAGAGCCGUGGUUCGGGGCACGGCGUUGUCGGUGGCGCUAGCUGCAAGUCGGGUGGCAGGGUUUUCUAGGAUCUGCCUAAAUUGGCGGCUCUCAGCAUGUUUCACUGGCUGUUCACUCUGUCUCUGCUGAGCUGCGUUUCCUCCACCUUGUAUUUUCGAGGAAGCCAGCCUUGUUACAAGAUCUUGGCCGGCAAGAAGUUUCAAGGAGUCAGGUCUUACCCUCGGCCCCAUGAAUACCUUUCUGUUGCUGAUUUGCCAAAAGUAUGGGACUGGCGCAAUGUGAAUGGCAUUAACUUUGCAAGCACCACCAGGAACCAGCACAUCCCCCAGUACUGUGGAUCAUGCUGGGCCCAUGGAAGCACCAGCGCUCUGGCAGAUCGGAUCAAUAUUAAACGCAAAGCUGCUUGGCCAUCUGCUUACCUGUCUGUGCAACAAGUCAUUGACUGUGCCAGUUCAGGUUCCUGUGAAGGUGGGGAUCACAUGGGUGUCUGGGAAUAUGCACAUACACAUGGCAUUCCAGAUGAGACCUGCAAUAAUUACCAAGCCAAGGACCAAGAUUGUAAGCCUUUUAACCAAUGCGGCACCUGCACAACAUUUAAUGUUUGCCACGUGGUCAAGAAUUACACACUCUGGAAGGUUGGUGACUUUGGCAGAGUCAAUGGGCGAAAGAAUAUGAUGGCAGAGAUUUAUGCCAACGGUCCAAUCAGUUGUGGCAUUAUGGCCACAAGAAAACUAGACGCCUACACUGGAGGAGUGUAUAUGGAGUACCAAGCAGAGCUAGUGAUAAACCAUAUUGUGUCAGUAGCAGGCUGGGGUGUAGAGAAUGGAACUGAAUACUGGAUUGUGCGCAACUCUUGGGGUGAUCCAUGGGGGGAAAGAGGUUGGCUCCGAAUUGUCACCAGUGCCUACAUGGAAGGAAAAGGAAACUCCUACAAUCUGGCAAUCGAAAAGGACUGUGCCUACGGGGACCCUAUCCUGUAGUAGUGUACAAGUUUCGCCACACACCCACUCUUCAUAGGAAUUGAACUUUUUAAAAAAUACAUGACCACUUUAGAUUUCUUAUUAAUGUAAGUCUGAGGUAUACACAUUACUUUGUAUUCUGUGCCUCCAUAGGUGACUGAAUAGAAUUGUUUUAAAAUAAAAUCAGAUAAAGCUGUACAA
Molecule: messenger RNA, 1188 nt
Organism: Stegostoma tigrinum
Lineage: Eukaryota; Metazoa; Chordata; Chondrichthyes; Orectolobiformes; Stegostomatidae
Gene: ctsz
Product: cathepsin Z
Exons: 6
Coding region: 124-1008 (294 amino acids)
Cellular component (GO): lysosome
Molecular function (GO): cysteine-type endopeptidase activity
Source: RefSeq, a predicted model, not a curated record